Rhopalosiphum maidis (corn leaf aphid) is the source of this 2744-nucleotide messenger RNA. Its product is annotated as acyl-CoA synthetase family member 2, mitochondrial-like. Gene Ontology annotation, biological process: fatty acid metabolic process. The transcript is spliced from 15 exons. Lineage: Eukaryota; Metazoa; Arthropoda; Insecta; Hemiptera; Aphididae. The record is from RefSeq and is a predicted model, not a curated record. Bases 253 to 2040 code for a protein of 595 amino acids. Gene Ontology annotation, molecular function: medium-chain fatty acid-CoA ligase activity.
CAGUUGCGUUAUUACUGUUGUAGUGCUCACUUCUAUUCUAUGGUUUUUUCGCUCAUACAAUUAUUCAUCUUUUUCUUUUCACUUAUUAACAUAUUUUCGAACACAUAUUAAAUAACACUAAAAAAGCUUGAAGUACAUUUCUACUCUACACGUAAGAUUUUAAAAUAAUACUGAUAUUUGUUAAUCAAUUCCAGAACGUCGUCUAGUAUAUUGAAUGGAACAAUAAGAGGUGACUAUUGAGUUAUUAAUAAAAUGACUAAAUCUUCGGUAUUUAAAGUAACAAAUCUAAAAGGAUUACGUGAUAUUAAUAGAUGUCAAAUUCAUCGAAGAUUUUCGAGAAAUAAUCACUGGUCAAAGUAUAGUUAUUUAUAUGGGGCUUCGAGUGAUCCUCUUAAACCUUAUACAAUCGGAGGAGUUUUCAAUGACGCCGUACAACAGACUCCGGAUCGAGAGUGCCUGGUUAGCCAACACGAGAACAAACGACACACGUUCGCCACCAUGGAUUCCGAGGUGGAUAAGUUGUGUAGGAGCUUUAAUGCCAUUGGCCUCAAACACGGAGACCGGGUUGGAAUAUGGAUGCCUAAUUGUGUAUUAUACUAUACGGCGAUUAUCGCGACAGCUCGCCUGGGACUGAUUUUGGUAAACAUUAAUCCAGCGUAUCAGAGUGACGAACUAAAACACACUUUAAUUCUGGCUGAAGUAAAGUGUCUAUUAACCUUAGAGAAGUUUAGAACUCAAAACUAUCCUGAAAUAUUGGAGAAGAUUGAUUCAGACAUUUGGAAGCGACCGUCUAAUACGCCAAUUAAAUCUAAAACGAUACCUAUGCUAGAAUCAGUAAUUUUUGAUUCGGAAAACAGUAUAAAUGGUGCUUAUAAUUUACAAACAUUCUUGGACCUGGGUUUUAAUUCAAAUUAUAGUAUUCCUAAUGUUCAACCAGACGAAGGAUGCAUUAUUCAGUUUACUUCAGGUACCACUGGUAAGCCAAAAGCAGCGCUAUUGAACCACUUUGCUCUAAUGAACAACGCAUACUCUAUUAUGAAGCGUUUAGGAAUCAUAGAUGACAUUAGUGAAGGAAAAUUACACAAAUUCUGCUGUCCAAUGCCUUUAUUUCAUGCUUCGGGUUUAUCCAUUGGUGCUCUUGGACCUAUGGUUACCAAAUCAACCAUUUUUUUACCGUCUGGUCAUUUUGAUCCGAAAGUUACGGUCGAUGUCCUCACGAAAGAAAAAUGUACAAUUUUAUUUGGUACGCCGACGAUAUUCAUGGAUACCAUGUCCAUUUUCGAAAAACUUCCGCCAGAACAACAACAUAACCACAUUAAGAAGGCAAUGACAGGUGGUGCCACUUGUUCUCCGAAUUUGAUGAUUAAGUUUAAGAACAUGUUUCCACGCGCUAAAAUAUUGUCUUUGUUCGGGAUGACAGAAACCAGUCCCUGUACGUUUCAAAAUUUCUCAAACGAUUCAGAUGAACGGAUAAUGUCGACGAUGGGUUUCAUACAAGAUCACGUAGAGGCGAAAGUGGUCGAUACCAAUGGCAAUAUGGUACCAUUCGGGACACCCGGAGAAUUGUUGAUUCAUGGAUACUUAAAAAUGAAUGGUUACUUCAAUGACGAAGAAAAGACAAAAGAAACGAUUGAUUCGAACGGAUGGCUACACACAGGAGAUCAAUUCGUUUUAUACGAAGACGGAUAUGGAAAUCACGUUGGCAGAUUAAAAGAAAUGAUUAUUCGCGGCGGCGAAAACUUAUUUCCUAAAGAGAUAGAAUACUUUUUGGAGUCUCACCCCAUGAUUUCACAAGUCCAAGUAUACGGUGUACCCGAUGAGCGGAUGGGUGAAGAAGUGUGUGCCAGCGUCAUUCUCAAAGAAGGGGCUACGGUCACCGAGGCAGACAUAAAAGCGUACAGCAAAGGAAAGAUAGCCCAUUUUAAGAUCCCCAAAUACAUAUUCAUCGAAAAGGACGGGUUCCCGAUGACGGCAUCGGGCAAAGUGCAGAAGAACAAAUUAAGCGAAAUAGCGAUUACGCGGAUUUCGAGCCCAACCUAAUAUAGUUAUGAUAAUACGACGUAUUACAUAAGCCCCCGUCAACACAUAUCAACACAAUCUUAUGUGUUACUAUGGCGAUUGCUAAUUUUUAAAACUUUAUUAGCUGAGCUAUGUUUUAUCGUAAUAUAUUACCAUACAUAAAUACGGCACCUAUAUAAUUAUAUGUAAACAGGAAGUCGUGCCGUAAUGUUUACAAAGUUCAUUAUGUAAAUAGGCUAAAUAAUCGUAUUUUAAUUAUUUAUUUUACGUUAAUUGUGUGUAUUGUUACUUUAUUAUUUUACAAAUCGAUUUAUUUGAUUGGAUUAAUAAUUAUGUAUUGCCGCAGUAUUACGAUCUGUCGCUAUAAAUUAAUAAUUAUAAUAAUAUAGUAUUAGUAUCAAUAAUUUUAUUUAUUUUUCUAUUAAUACACAUUUGUAGUAGUUAGGUACUUACUCAAAAAUAUUUCGGUAUCUUAUUUUUAUAUUGUUGUACGGAUUGAUUAUUGCAUUGUGUUAAUAUUUUAAUGAUAAUUUAUGUAGAUAAAUUAAUAGAACUGCAAUCAAAUAUGUGUAACUCAUGCAAGAAGGAAAUUUCAGUCUAGUGCUACACACAACGACAACGACUGAAUAGCUCACUUCCCGCCCACAUCACAUAAAUACAUAAUACACUUAAUAUAGGCACUAUUUAAAACUUUGAACAAAAUAUUAAUACAAUAUUAUUAUUUU